CACCGCCGCCGGGGCGUGCGCGCGUGCGCACUGCGCCUCUUCCCGCAGGGACUCCUGGGCUGCGGGUCGCGGCUGUGCGCCCUGCGGGAGCGGAGCGCUGCUGGAGGAUGUGGCGACCGUCACAACUUUGCCACUUCCACUCUGCUCUGCUGCAGAGCGGGCUGAAGCCCUGGCCGUCCCCUGCUGCCUUCUUCAGGAGAAACCUCUGGGUCUCGCCUGCAAGGUGGUCCUUGAGACCCCAGCCCCUGUGGAAGAAGGCGCUUUCUGCCACGGCGGUGGGGGUGCCCCUGCUCCUGGGAGUCCGCUACUUCAUGGCAGAGCCGCAGGAGAAGAGGCGGAUGCGGCUCGUGGUAGACGGUGUCGGGCGCUUCAGCAGGUCUCUGAGGAUCGGCCUACAGAUCUCCCUGGACUACUGGUGGUGCACAAACGUCAUCCUGCGAGGGGUGGAAGAGAACAGCCCGGGGUAUUUGGAGGUCAUGUCUGCGUGUCACCAGCGGGCAGCCGAUGCGCUGGUGGCCGGGGCCAUCAGCAACGGUGGCCUCUACGUGAAGCUGGGCCAGGGGCUGUGCUCCUUCAACCACUUGCUGCCCCCCGAGUACGUCAGGACGCUGCGCGUGCUGGAGGACAGAGCUCUCACACGUGGCUUCCAGGAGGUGGACCAGCUGUUCCUUGAAGACUUCCAGGCCCCACCCCACAAGCUGUUCCAGGAGUUCGACUACCAGCCGAUUGCCGCUGCGAGCCUGGCCCAGGUACACCGAGCCAAGCUGCAUGACGGCACUGCCGUGGCCGUGAAGGUGCAGUACAUUGACCUGCGGGACCGCUUUGACGGGGACAUCCACACCCUGGAGCUCCUGCUCCGGCUCAUCGAGUUCAUGCACCCCAGCUUCGGCUUCAGCUGGGUCCUGCAGGACCUGAAGGGGACGCUGGCCCAGGAGCUGGACUUCGAGAACGAGGGCCGAAAUGCUGAGCGCUGUGCACGGGAGCUGCAGCACUUCCGGCACAUCGUGGUGCCCCGUGUGCACUGGGACACGUCCAGCAAGCGCGUGCUUACUGCUGAAUUCUGUGAGGGCUGCAAGGUCAACGAUGUGGAGGCCAUCAAGACUAUGGGGCUCGCAGUGCAGGAUAUAGCAGAGAAGUUGAUCCAGGCUUUUGCUGAGCAGAUAUUUUACACGGGCUUUAUCCACUCUGACCCCCACCCUGGCAAUGUUCUGGUGCGGAAAGGCCCGGAUGGGAAGGCACAGCUGGUGCUGCUGGACCACGGGCUGUAUCAAUUCCUGGAUGAGAAGGACCGGUCAGCCCUGUGCCAGCUGUGGCGGGCCAUCAUUCUGAGGGAUGACGCCGCGAUGAAGGCGCACGCAGCCACACUUGGGGUGCAAGACUACUUCCUGUUCUCUGAGGUGCUCAUGCAGCGGCCUGUGCGCCUGGGGCAGCUGUGGCGGUCGCACCUACUGAGCCGUGAGGAGGCGGCCUACAUGCAGGACAUGGCGCGGGAGCACUUCGAGGACAUCAUGGGCGUGCUCAAGGCGCUGCCUCGGCCCAUGCUGCUCGUGCUGCGCAACAUCAACACUGUGCGCGCCAUCAACACCACCCUUGGCGCCCCCGUCGACCGCUACUUCCUCAUGGCCAAGAGUGCGGUCAGGGGCUGGAGCCGCUUGGUGGGAGGCACAGCAUACCAGAAGGUCUGUGGUGCCAGGCUCCUUCGCCAGGUCAAGGUCAUCUGGGAGACGUUCAAGUUUGAAGUGGCCCUGAGGCUGGAGACCCUGUCGAUGCGGCUCACCGCCCUCCUGGUUCGAGUCCUGGUCCACCUGGGCCUCAUGCCGAAGCCCGAGGGGCUCUAUGAGUUCCUGGAGACCUAGGGAGCCCAGGGCAGGAAGACCGCAAAGCCUGCCCAGGGCCAGCAGUGCGCCCAGCCUCAGGCCGAUGGAGCUGGCCAGGGCUGGAGGUGUGGACGCCAUAAAACCUGGGGCAUUGAA
Equus caballus (horse) is the source of this 1973-nucleotide messenger RNA. RefSeq names its product aarF domain containing kinase 5 (gene ADCK5). NCBI's taxonomy places the organism in Eukaryota, Metazoa, Chordata, Mammalia, Perissodactyla, Equidae. The record is from RefSeq and is a predicted model, not a curated record.